AUGAAGAUGUUCGAGUUGGUAUCCCCGCGGUCCUGUCUCGCGCGAGAUGCGAGCAAGAGAUCAAGCGACUUGGAUGGGAAGUGCGUCGCAUCGGCCCGUAGCUGAUCAGCCGUCGUAGGAAAUUGCAACAAGCACGCCAGCGAUUGCACCAACAAAACGAAGUCGAUGACUAUGCGAUAACAAUACUUGAGCAAGAGGAAGAGCAUAUCAAAACUACGGCGCGCCGAUGGUUCUCGAGAGGUGGCCUCGAUUACCUGUGGCAGCGCACCCAAGACACGGGCGAACUGCAGAUGGACGGGUGGGUGGAGCUUCGGGUUUGGUGUACCGACGACGCUGAACUUUUCCAGCGAACUACAGCGGAUGACUUGCCGGAUUUGACCUCGUUUGCCGGCAGCCCUGGUAACAGAAUUAACGAGACGGACGACAACACGGACGAAGAAGUUGACUUUGGCAUAAGUGAUCAUUCUAGCGACGAUUUGAGUCACCACUCUAUCGACGCCACAGAUUACGGUGCAUUUAGGCCUGGGGAGUGGGACUUCAAUGCGGAAAAUAAUGACAGUGAUGACGAAACUUGGUGA
Molecule: messenger RNA, 578 nt
Organism: Microbotryum saponariae
Lineage: Eukaryota; Fungi; Basidiomycota; Microbotryomycetes; Microbotryales; Microbotryaceae
Source: the annotation of a GenBank genome assembly